This is a messenger RNA of Teleopsis dalmanni, 668 nucleotides long. It is a transcript of the gene DCTN6-p27, whose product is annotated as dynactin subunit 6. The transcript is spliced from 3 exons. Gene Ontology annotation, molecular function: dynein complex binding. The coding region runs from base 94 to 660 and encodes 188 amino acids. Gene Ontology annotation, biological process: mitotic spindle organization. Gene Ontology annotation, cellular component: dynactin complex. Lineage: Eukaryota; Metazoa; Arthropoda; Insecta; Diptera; Diopsidae. The record is from RefSeq and is a predicted model, not a curated record.
AAUAUGAACUUUUCGAUAACUUAUCGAAUUCAAUAAAUACUUUCUUUUUAUAAUUUGUACAAAAAAAGUCUUAUAGAUAUUAAAAGCAAUAUAAUGGCAGGCAAUGAUAUUAAAGUAAUGGCAAAGUCAAUUGUAUGUGAGGACAGCAUAUUGCAGGGUGACAUCACUAUUUUGCCGGGAUGUGUAAUACAUCCAAGCGUAACAAUCAUAGCAGAGGCGGGCCCUAUUAUAUUGGGCGAAAAUUGCAUAGUGGAAGAGUACGCAUCAAUAGUAUAUCGCCAACAAAUGAAAACUUCCAGUACCGGAAAUGCCAGUUCUGCAACUCCGCUUGUUAUUGGGGCUAACAAUGUUUUUGAAGUAGGAUGCACAGUUGAAGCUCAUCGUAUUGGUGAGAAAAACGUUUUUGAAUGCAAGUGUUAUGUAGGGCCAAAUGUUGGAAUCUCUAGUGGAUGUAUUAUUGGUGCGGGGGUACAAAUAGAAUCUGCUCAGGACUUACCCGAGAAUACUGUUAUAUAUGGGAAGGAGUGUUUACAACGUGAAGCAAUGGAUAAACAUGGGACACAAACAUUGCAAAUUGACUUCUUGCGAAAAGUACUACCAAAUUAUCAUCAUUUGCGCAAGCAAAAUCACGAUCCAAAAAAAUCUCGGAACGCUGUUUAAAUCAAAAA